Messenger RNA from Lineus longissimus, 816 nucleotides. RefSeq lists its product as uncharacterized. The record is from RefSeq and is a predicted model, not a curated record. The coding region runs from base 53 to 697 and encodes 214 amino acids. The transcript is spliced from 8 exons. Lineage: Eukaryota; Metazoa; Nemertea; Pilidiophora; Heteronemertea; Lineidae.
UCGAGAACAGGACAGUUGGAGGAAUCACCCUUGCGAAGACGAUAUCAGAACCAUGAAGUUGUUUAUCGCACUCGUUGUACUGGUCGGAGCAGCUUAUGCAGACUUUAAUUUCGCCCCGAGCGAAGGUUGCAUGGUACUAAAACUUCACGAGCAUUCUCAUAGUACGGGCGCCGUUCAGAAGGAUGACGGUUCUGAGAUAUUCGCUGAUUACGAAUGCCGUGAUUAUUGCCGUUAUAAGCCCGAAUGCACGGCCGUCGACUACCGUGGAUUAGACGGGCUCUGCUUCAUGCAUACGACCCCGGCGCCGGUACUGAUCCCAGCCACCGCGGAAUCAACUGGUUCGCCGUCCGGUUGGCAGACCGUCUCUCAAUACAGGAAGGAGGGAACCUGUGCACCGAAUCCUGACCCCCAGGGAUGUAUGGCCCAUCUCCUUGGCAAGCACUCCCAAGGUGCUUAUGCAAUCGAAGAGAAUGGCGGGGGAUUCUAUUCUUGGACACCAGAUACGUGCCGCGCAUACUGCGCCGAUUCGGCCGAAUGCAAGGCUGUCGACUACGUUGGAGCUGACAAAACCUGUCACCUCCACACGAGUUAUGAGCCAAUUUUAGAUGUGACAGAGGGUACGACAGGACAGGUUCAGUUCCAUACGGUAUCACAAUUCAGGAAGAAGGAAGGAGUCAGUGUCUGCCCCGGCUAUUAAAAGAACCUCGUGUCGUAAUAGUCCUACCGGUGUUUGGUCAACAAGAACACAAGCCAAAUACAUGUACUUCGAAUUCCCUGUCCCAGCAUAUCUUAGUAUAAACUUCUCUUUAGUCUGAA